AUGGGGAGGUCACCUGUGUCCCUAGGUGACAGGGUGACACGUAAGCAGCUCCUGAUGCAGCUUCGAGGUGUCAGGAGCGAGGGGUUCGAAGUACAACGUGCGACUGGGUCUGUACGUGCGUGGGGUGGUGAGAAAUCCGGAUCUAUAGGUGGUGGUUGCAUCUCUCGCACUGGUGCCUAUGGAUUGGAGAACCUCUGGUGCCUUGUGUUAAUGUGCGUGCCAAGAUUGUUCAAAGCAAUUUUGGCUCCUCUGCUUAUCAGGGCUGAGCUCGUACUGACGUUUACAGACGGUGUUUGCCAUCUCUCCUUACCAGAGUUAGCUAGUAUGAGUUCUGUCAUCUUUGUUGUAUUUGUGUCUUCCAACUACAGUUUUAUUCUGAGCAUUAGUGAAGAGGAAGCCAGGGUGAAGGCUUUGAACGAGUACCUGAGCACUCGUAGUUAUAUCCAGGGGUUCACAUUUUCACAUGCAGAUGUGGAGGUAUUCAGAAAGUUUUCGAGGCCACCUGUGGACCAGUAUAUCCAUGUUGUCCGGUGGUACAGACACAUAGAAGCAAUCUAUGAUGACAGCAGUGAAAAAAAUGAGCCUUGUAAACUACAAACAAGUAAAGGCAAGCGUGUGCAGCCCCCCUGGUCUCCUCCUGAAGGGACAAAACAUUCUAGGCUCUGCCUCUACAACAGCCUGACUCGCAGUAAGGAACUAUUUCAGCCUCAGAAUGGAAAAAAGGUCUUGUGGUAUUGCUGUGGUCCAACAGUUUAUGAUGCUUCUCACAUGGGACAUGCCAGGUCAUACAUCUCAUUUGAUAUCCUGAGAAGAAUCUUGAGGGAUUAUUUUAAAUAUGACAUUUUCUAUUGUAUGAAUAUUACAGAUAUUGAUGAUAAGAUCAUCAAGAGAGCAAGACAAAAUUACCUUUUUGAACGGUAUAGAGAGAACAAAUCAGCACCAGAUCAGCUACUUGAAGAUGUUAAAACUGCCUCAGAGCUCUUUUCAGUUAAAUUAAAUGAGACAACAGAUCCAGAUAAAAAGCAAAUGUUGGAAAGAAUUCAGAGUGCGGUGAAGUCUGCUUUUGACCCUUUACAAGAAGCUGUGCAAGCAAAACUCCCUGCAGAAGAGAUCAACAGAUGUCAUGAGAUACUAUUGGAAGAAGCCAAAGAUUUGCUGUCUGACUGGUUGGACACAAAAUUUGGCAGUCAGGUGACUGACAACUCCAUGUUCUCAAAGCUCCCAAAAUUCUGGGAAGGGGAAUUUCAUAAAGAUAUGGCAGCGCUCAAUGUUUUACCUCCAGAUGUUUUAACACGGGUUAGUGAAUAUGUGCCAGAAAUUGUGGAUUUUGUGAAAAAGAUUGUGGAUAAUGGUUAUGGGUAUGUGUCCAAUGGAUCUGUAUACUUUGAUACUAUGAAGUUUGAUUCCAGUGAAAAACACUCCUAUGCUAAGUUGGUUCCUGAAGCUGUAGGUGAUCAGAAAGCUCUUCAAGAGGGUGAAGGUGACCUGAGCAUCUCAGCUGAUCGCUUAAGUGAGAAGCAUUCUCCAAAUGAUUUUGCCUUGUGGAAAUCCUCCAAGCCAGGAGAGCCCUCAUGGGACUCUCCAUGGGGAAAGGGUCGCCCAGGUUGGCACAUUGAAUGUUCCGCGAUGGCUGGAUCCAUUCUAGGAGAGUCAAUGGAUAUUCAUGGAGGAGGGUUUGAUCUCCGUUUUCCCCACCAUGACAAUGAACUGGCACAGUCUGAGGCAUACUUUGAAAACAAUCACUGGGUUCGGUAUUUUCUGCAUACUGGCCACUUAACUAUUGCUGGCUGCAAAAUGUCCAAGUCUUUGAAGAAUUUCAUUACCAUAAAAGAUGCACUGAAGAAACAUACAGCACGACAGUUACGGUUGGCUUUCCUCAUGCACUCUUGGAAGGAUACACUGGAUUAUUCAAAUAAUACCAUGGAGUCAGCUAUUCAGUAUGAGAAGUUUAUGAAUGAGUUCUUUUUAAAUGUGAAGGAUAUUCUUCGAGCUCCCACUGAUGUGACAGGCCAGUUUCAGAAAUGGGAAAAUCAGGAAGCAGAGCUGAACAAAAUUUUUUACGACAAGAAGGCAGCAGUUCAUGAAGCACUGUGUGACAAUAUUGACACUCGCUCUGUCUUAGAAGAGAUGCGAUCAUUAGUCAGUCAGAGUAACUCCUAUAUUGCUGCAAAGAAAUCUUCCAGACAAAUGCCAAACAGACUUCUUUUAGAAAACAUCAGUUCCUAUCUCACUGAAAUGCUAAAGAUUUUUGGUGCCAUAGAAAGUGACGACACAAUUGGUUUUCCUGUUGGAGGGAAUAGUCAAAACAUAAAUAUUGAAUCUACAGUGAUGCCUUACCUACAAGUACUUUCUGAGUUCAGAGAAGGAGUGCGACAAAUUGCAAGAGAGAAGAAAGUAACUGAAGUGCUGCAGUUGAGUGAUGCUCUUCGAGAUGACAUCCUUCCUGAGCUUGGUGUUCGAUUUGAAGAUCAUGAAGGACUUCCAACUGUGGUUAAAUUAGUGGAUAAGGACACAUUAUUGAAAGAAAGAGAAGAAAAGAAAAAGAUUGAAGAAGAGAAAAAAAGGAAGAAAGAAGAAGCAGCCAGGAAAAAACAAGAGCAGGAAGCUGCAAAACUGGCAAAAAUGAAGAUUCCACCACAUGAAAUGUUUAAAUCCGAACAUGACAAAUAUUCCAUGUUUGAUGAAAAUGGAUUUCCUACCCAUGAUACAGAAGGCAAAGAACUCAGCAAAGGACAAAUUAAGAAACUAAAGAAACUUUAUGAAACCCAAGAGAAGCUAUACAAGGAGUAUCUACAAAUGGUCCAGAAUGGAAAUGCAAAUUGAAAACAACAGGACUUUUUUUUAGAAGGCGAGUGCUGGGUCACCAUUGAAGACGUGAGCAUGUACUGCUGCUCAGAUUCCUGUUUACACUUUCUAUUAUGUGCAAAGUAAAAAUCCUGUUUAUGUGGAUUAGUAAUGUCAUCUGGAAAGUCAAUAAAAAUCCAUUCUUAAAAAAAGCCAACCCGUAAGAAGUUUCUUCACAACAGCAGCAGGUUGAAUGGUUGCCAGUUCUAUUUGGGAAGGUGCUGCUUAGUCAGCAAAUCCACAUAAGGAUUCUUGUUUAUUAUAGCUGUCCAGGCUUUGGCUAAUUUGUCCUGCAUACUGAUCUCUAUCUAAAACCACUGUAGCUUGCAUUCUGGGAUAUGUCACAGCAAAAUUUACUGCUAAAGGGGAGCUGAGUAAUUUGUCCCAUAGUAAGAAAAAAAUUUUCCAGAUGACUUCAGUAUCUUUUCAUAAGCAGGAAAAACUGGGUAGUUCCACUAUGAUACUUACACUAGCUGCUGUUAUUAAAAACUCUCAUAAGUAUACCCAGAGCACUUUGCAUAGUAGAAGCUAACAGUCCCUUUGUUGCAAAAGGGAACAGAUCAUCAUCUUUGCUUAACCUGCAGUGGCAAUAAGGUGAGUAAGUAGAAGGGAAAUGCACGGGCAU
Messenger RNA from Mesitornis unicolor (brown roatelo), 3469 nucleotides. RefSeq names its product cysteinyl-tRNA synthetase (gene CARS1). The record is from RefSeq and is a predicted model, not a curated record. Gene Ontology annotation, cellular component: cytoplasm. NCBI's taxonomy places the organism in Eukaryota, Metazoa, Chordata, Aves, Mesitornithiformes, Mesitornithidae. Gene Ontology annotation, biological process: cysteinyl-tRNA aminoacylation. The coding region runs from base 1 to 2823 and encodes 940 amino acids. Gene Ontology annotation, molecular function: ATP binding; cysteine-tRNA ligase activity. The transcript is spliced from 24 exons.